AUGUCAUUGGAGAAGUUAAGUGAAAAUGUUGAGAGUCCUUUCUUGAGUCGUAUCCUUGGGACCAGUACUGUUUUCCGGGGACUUGAAUCCCAUAGACCACCACUCAGAGGCCUUCUCUUGCCGAAGAGAAUCAAGGAGCACUUUCAACAUGGGCAGGAUGCCAUGUCCAGUGGGGAGUGGGAGAAGGCUGUGCUCUCCUUCUCCAAAGCCAUCAACCUUAAUCCCGAGCUGGUGGAAGCUUAUGUGCUUCGGGCUGAGGCCUAUAUCCAGCUGUGUGACUUUUCCUCAGCAUCCCAGAACCUUCGAAAGGCUGCCGGGUUAGCCCCAUACCGGCCCCAGUUAAUAGACCGCCUCUGCUUUGUCCUGUAUGUCCAGGGCCAGUGUCUCUUUGAAGAGGAAUCAUACCUGAAAGCCUUAGAUCUGUUCACCCAGGCUUCAGAGCUGCAGCCUUUCAAAUCCUCCUACCGCUUUCGCAGUAUUGCUUGCCUUUUGGCCAUGAAAAAGCAUCAGGAAUGCCUUGGGAUCAUCACAAAAGAAUUAAAGCAGCAUCCCAACCCUGAUGUCUACAUCCUUCGGGCUCGACUUUAUAACUUCUUCCUAAAGCCGAAUCAGUGUUACCAGGAUCUGCACCGGGCCCUAAGGAUUAAGCCUGAGCACCCUGAGGCCAACACAUUGUUGGAGAAAUUGUUGGUCCAGGCCAGAAAGGCCCGGGAGGAAGCAGUGGUCAUGGCCUUGAAGGGGAGCCUGGAGGAUUCUUUGAUCCGGAUCAACUGUGCCAUUGAGAACAGCCCUAUGGAUCCUAGCUACUAUUUGUUCCGGGGCACUCUAUUUCGGAGGCUCAAGGACUUUGAUGCAGCCAUCGAAGAUUUUCUCAAGGCUCUAGAAUUGUGCUCAGAAAAUGAGGAAACUGAGGUUCCUCUGCAGGCCCAGCGCCAGCUACUCCUUACCUACAAUGACUUUGCGGUCCUCUGCUAUACCAAGGGCGCCUAUGAAGAAGGCGUGUUGCUUCUCAACAAGGCCCUACAGGGUGAAAAGGGAGAAAAAGGGAUCUAUAUCAACAGAGGGGACUGCUUCUUCAAGCUUGGGGAGUUGACCUUUGCUGAAGCUGAUUAUCUGGAGGCUCUGGCAUUGUCCCCUUGGGACCAGGGUGCUCGGUACCGCAUGGGCAUGCUUAAGGAAAAGAUGGGGCUUCGCAAGCAUCAGAUGAGACAAUACCACAAGGCUGAAGAAUACUUCACCUCGGCCAUUGAAUAUGGCCCAGACAAAGCCAACUUUUACUUCCUCCGGGCCAGGAGCCGCCUAAUGCUGCAGGAUUUCUUUGGGGCUCGUCAAGAUGUUGCCACCAUGCUGCUCCUCAACCCCCAGCACCCCCAGCUGCCUUCUAUGAUAUCGAACCUCUUCCAGGGCCAGACCAAAGAGGACUUGAUGAACAGCAAGACAAUGGUGAUGGCCAGAGCCAUCCUGGAUCGGGCAAUUCAGAACAAUCUUCGCCAGGCUCCCUCGAAUGUUCUGAGACUUCUGGACAAAAGUAUUCCCAUAGAGGAAAGAAAAACGUGGCAAGACACCACACGCCCUCCGGUGCAGGUCCCUGACUCUGAAGAGAUGGGGCCCAAGGACAAGGGUCCUUCGAUUUCCACAACAAAGCUGGGCCCCAAGUCUCUAAGCAAGAGCAACCUGAAGCAAGCCUCGAAAACAGAAAUGCCUCGAAGGUCCUCAGAGGACUCAGUUGUUAUUGGGGACACCUCCACGUGGGAGGCCAAGACUGCUGACACAUAGACCAAAGUGAAGGCAAAACCAUAAUGGUCUUUU
Molecule: messenger RNA, 1809 nt
Organism: Gracilinanus agilis (Agile Gracile Mouse Opossum)
Lineage: Eukaryota; Metazoa; Chordata; Mammalia; Didelphimorphia; Didelphidae
Gene: TTC16
Product: tetratricopeptide repeat domain 16
Exons: 13
Coding region: 1-1776 (591 amino acids)
Molecular function (GO): protein binding
Source: RefSeq, a predicted model, not a curated record